This is a messenger RNA of Portunus trituberculatus (swimming crab), 3641 nucleotides long. RefSeq lists its product as uncharacterized. Bases 510 to 1409 code for a protein of 299 amino acids. Lineage: Eukaryota; Metazoa; Arthropoda; Malacostraca; Decapoda; Portunidae. The transcript has 3 exons. The record is from RefSeq and is a predicted model, not a curated record.
GCAAAAAUGUAGCCGUUCAAUGUCUCCUAGAUUGGCUCUUCUAUAGGUGUGGUAUUGGUGAACGAUAGGUUGGCAUGAACGAUAAAUGGCGUAUAAGUUGUUUGUCAAAAUACUUUUGGGCCCACAUGUAGCGUCAUAUUGUUGAUGACGUGACUAGCUGACGUAGAAUGACGUCAUAGGAAACUCAGGUGGCUAAGUCUCACUACUCUCGUUUUCUAUCAGUUUUCUUCGUGUUGCGAGUGGGAGAGAGUGCCCCGGCCGACUGAACGAAACGCUGUGAACUGCAGAGGCGUUAGCUAGUGUUUCGUGGUAGGGAUAGCGUAGGCCUCACACGUUGGCGGUGGUUGGUGCUGCUGGCUGUGGGUUGCAUGAGACCGACUGACUCAGAUACCCAAGCAACAAGUGUGCGGGCGGGCGGACAACGCCGAGUUCUCUCUCACUCCCUGACGUGAAGGGGGAAAAACCUGUGUCUUGUAGAAUUCUGUGCGUGUCGUAACUGUGUCAUCGUCAUGGUUAUCCUUCGAAGCCAAGGCAGUAGAUCGAGCAUGGCCAUCGACGCCAGCGGUGUGUGGCCCGCCCCCAGCUGCCGACGCGGUGCUGUGACCGCUUACAAGUUCCGUGUGCGAGAGGAACGGAAGCGAGUGAUCCGCCUCUCCAACGAGAAGUACCGCACCAUUGACGACCACGAGAGCGGCUUGCGACGAUUCGUCCUCAUCAAGAAUACCCUGAGGCGCCUGCAGAGGGAGGCACGCGAGGAGAAGCUGGCCCGUCACCGCGCAGGCACCAACAACGUCUCCCCCUCUUACCUGUCCGCCUCUCGCCCCCGUGCCUCGUCCCCGCCCUGCGAUAUGCAGGUGUCUGACGUGUUGAGCGAGUACGGCCAGCCCACCCCCGCCCCCCUCACCUCCUUGGAGGAGGACGACCCUUUGUCAUCCCCGGCCAAGAAACUUAAGCUCUUUCAUGACGACGACAAGGAAAAUUCCCGGGACUCGUGUGAGACGCGGCUGCAGUGCGAGACGGACCAGAAGGAAGACAGUCGGGGAGUCAUUGAUGACACCAUCCUAAGGGACUUGUAUGAGACGUUAUCGCCCGACCCCCUGUCGUCGCCCCGCCCCGGUACUCCGACGCCGCCCCGCCCAGACACGCCUUACUCCACCUCACCGUACUCUUGCAACCUGCCGACCACCACCACCUCCUCGCUGGCCUGCUCCCCUAGCACCAACACCACGUGCAGCGCCGCCCCCGCCGCCGCCACCACUACCACCUUCAGUAGUGGCGCGGGCUCAGGCAGCUUCUACGAGUGGUCAAGGCCGCAGCAGCAGCAGUACGCCUGCGGGCACGCCUCGCUCCUAGGCAACGAUCUACAGUCAGUCGUUUUCCACAGUCUAAUUGCCUCGCUGGAGUCCUAACGCGCGUACAAUGCUGUUGGCGAACUCCAGCAGCAAGAGCGGUGACUUGCGAGGACUGCAGUGCCAUGCCAAAGAGGUGCAAUCACUGGUGGGCCGCCCCCGGACCGUGUGUGAUUCAUCAAGUGUUAUCAGCUGUGAUCUUAACGUUAUUUCGCGGAGCCCUGACUCGUGCAGUGCCUCAGAGACGUGUGUAGCAGGCGGGGCGUCCAGAUCUCGACCCGCCCAGUGCAGGUGGCGGCCUUGAGGGGCGUCGGACACAGAGUCUAGUGCUAGUAUCAGAGAGACAGGGCGAGCCGUGGACUUCGUAAAGUAAGACUCAUGCACUCAUAAUUCAGACACACGCAUUCAUUACUAUCAUUCAUCCUCGCCAAAUUCUCUACACACAUUGCCACAUUUUCUUGGUCCCCGCAGUGUUUAUUUGUCGCUUUAGGGAGUGAAGCCGUACAGGCAGUGUUCCAAGAGGCCUCUUCCGUCCCUGCCAGUCCCCGGGACAGGCGAGAGAGGAAGCGGUCUCCUGCCCCGGCCCGGGAGACGUGGGUGUGGACGCCUCGGCCUUCACCUGACAUUCUUGACUCACUUCAUGAUGUCAGCGGAGUGUCGUGGGUUCCCCUCACUCAACUUCCGGCUCCAGAACACUUCCUCGGGUUCCCUUCAGCCUGGCCUCGGCGCCGCUCUCAACUCGCAGGCAUUUUGUUAUCUAGUCCUUGUUUGUCCAAAGUUCUUGUUUAUAUUGGUGGUGGCGGGUUUCUGUUGACUGUUUGUAUGCGUAUGAGUGCGCGUAUAUGAAAGAGAGAGACUGUGUGUGUGUGUGUGUUAGUGAAUGACAGUGAGAAAAUGUGCCUGUGUUCCUCUUGACAGUCCAAUCCUUACCUGGGUUUUGUGAGUCGCCUGGACAAGGUCAACAAGCAGCCGCCGCCAAAGGUAGUCUUGUGUCCCUGUCCCUCGCAUCGCCCCUCCCCACACACAACACAGAAACACCUCAGAGGGCGAGGUCCCAGCACCUUCCCGUGCCAUCAGAUCAUCGCAUAAAUUAGACUUAGUUUUUACAAUUUUGUAUAUUGUACAAAUGUAUAUGAUGAAAAAUUUGGUUAUGAUUAAGAGGUAUUUGUAUUUAGUUUGUAUCAUAGUGAAGCUGUGAAGUUACAUCAUGUCAAUACCAAGAUGUCGCUUGUAUAAAUAUUUUUGUUCCAGGUUGAAUGUAUCAUUAUUAGUCGAUGAUUCGCCAACGAUUUCAAACUAAGAGAUGUAAAAAUAGACAUUUAUUUACGCAAAAAAAGGUUGUAUCAAUUCCUGUUUAUUCUGGUAACGCCUACUUAGAGUUAAAGAAAGUAAAACAUAACCAAUCGAUGAGAGGCGAGUCAGGGGGAGGGGCGCGGCCUGCCUUAAGAUUCCCUCGUUAACGUGCACUCGGGAGGACAGCCAGACCCCGCCGUGCCCUGCCCGCCUCCCCCGACACCCGUCAGCUCCUCCAAGUGCCUGGGUGGCGGUGGUGGUGGUGGUGCAAGACAUUUGAUUCUGCUCCUAUCGAUUCAGGACCUGGCUCUCCCCCACCCCCUGAACCCUCUCGCCUCGGCGCCGCCACUACAGCACGGCAAGGCGGAAGGCUGUGUAUUGUGCCAGUGAGGGAUGCUUGCUUCCUUCAGGCAGUGGAGAUAUUACUAAAAAGUAGGAAAAAAAAAACAAUUUACAUGUAAAUGCCAACUCCGAAAGCCUUGAGACCCACCGCCGCCUCUCGUGGCGAUCGGCCUUCUCGCACGAACCUGGUCUUAUUAUUAUUAUUAUUAUUAUUAUUAUUAUUAUUAUUAUUAUUAUUAUCAUAGGUCUUAUGUUGUUAUUUUUUUUCAUGUUUCUCACCAAGUGAAUGUUUGCGAAGUUUGUUCUCCUCCUCUUGACUUUCACUGUUCUGUUGUCAAGACCUUGUAAAGGCUAAGGGUUAAGCACAAUGUAAAGGAGGUUUAGAAUACAACUGGCCUAAUGUACAAAACGAAGCACCUCGCCGCGCCCGGUGCUGCUGGACGCGGCGGCAGGUGCUGAGAGUCACACUGGCUUUCUUAUGACGUAGGUAGUGUAAAUCUGCUACGUAGUGUUGAUGCUGUAACCAACUGUGACUAGUAGUGGUGAGGUUGUAGAGAACGAGAGGAAGGGUUGUUCCUGCCAAAACACAUGAGAAAGGUGUAUUGACUUGUUACAUUGUAUUUUGUGAAUUUUCCAAAUAUAUUAUAUGAAAGAGUA